This is a messenger RNA of Esox lucius (northern pike), 8854 nucleotides long. It is a transcript of the gene otofa, whose product is annotated as otoferlin a. The record is from RefSeq and is a predicted model, not a curated record. Gene Ontology annotation, molecular function: calcium ion binding; AP-2 adaptor complex binding. The coding region runs from base 288 to 6524 and encodes 2078 amino acids. Gene Ontology annotation, biological process: plasma membrane organization; synaptic vesicle priming. The transcript has 48 exons. Gene Ontology annotation, cellular component: synaptic vesicle membrane; presynaptic active zone membrane. Lineage: Eukaryota; Metazoa; Chordata; Actinopteri; Esociformes; Esocidae.
GCGAUGCACAAGUGAGGACAGCCUCUGCGCUCAUAGCGCGGGAUAAAACGAAAGCUCAUGAAUAUUUGAACACCUUUUUGUCCAAGGAGGAUAAAGCAGAUGCUGCAUGCGAAGUGGAGAUUUUUGUUCACAUGCGACGCUAUGAAAGAGUCUAGGUUCAAAGAUCAAUGAACAUUUGGUCCAGAUAGGUUUAACAGCGGCACGUUAGACGUUUUUCUUUGCUCUCAAAUCAAGCCAACAAGAACAUUUCAUCCUAAAGUGCAGGGUUGAAGGUUUCCUAAGUUAAAAUGGCUCUUUUAGUCCACGUACAGACUGUCCGCGACCUUCGCGGGAAGGGGGACAGAAUCGCCAAAGUCACAUUUCGAGGUCUGUCAUUCUACACGCGUGUGCUGGAGAACUGUGAAGAUGAAGCCAGAUUUGAUGAGACGUUCCGGUGGCCAAUUCCCAGUAGAGUGGAUGAAAACGAGAUACUGGAGGUUCAAGUGUUUAACUACAGCAAAGUCUUCACCAACAGAGUCAUUGGAACCUUCAAGAUGGUUCUGCAGAAAGUGACAGAGGAAGGCCAACUGGAGGUGACAGACACACUCAUCGACGACAACAACACCGCCAUCAAGACCAGCAUUACCAUAAACAUCAAUUACACCACUAUGGAUGGGACUGUGGGGGUUUGGAGCGAUGGAGAAUUUCUGGACGUCCCGAGCGACCCGGAAGGAACGUUUCAGUUUGAGACAGACAGCCUGCUCUCCGGACGCAGCCACAGGUCAGGAUCAGUGGCAUCUCCAGGACGAUCCAUCCAUGGAAUUCCCACUUUUAGGAAUUCAAAGGAAAAGAAGGCCAAAAAGACCAGAUCUCUGACUGACACACACCAGACUGUUCUCUUUAAUCAUCUUUCAACGGCAAAAGAAGCAGGAAAGGGUGUAUUUGCAGCCAUGAAGCUUGGCAAGAACAAGAGCUCCAAAGAUGACCACAGGAAAGAUGAAGCAGCAAUACUGGAUAUGGAGGAUUUGGACAGGAAGCCUAUACGUCUGGACCCAGACUGCAUCUCCCUUGCCUCCUGCACUGCUGUGACCACUAAUGUCUCCAACAAGAGAUCAAAGCCUGAUAUCAAGAUGGAGCCUAGUUCUGGGAGGCCGGUGGAUUACCAGAUAAGCGUCACAGUGGUGGAGGCCAGACAACUGGUUGGCCUCAACAUGGACCCUGUGGUGUGUGUGGAGAUUGGGGACGACAAGAAGUACACCUCCAUGAAGGAGUCCACUAACUGCCCCUACUACAAUGAGUAUUUUGUCUUUGACUUCCACAUGCCACCUGAUGUCAUGUUUGACAAGAUUCUAAAGCUUUCAGUGAUCCAUUCCAAGAACCUACUGCGGAGUGGAACAUUGGUUGGCACCUUCAAGAUGGAUGUUGGCACAGUCUACUCCCAGCCUGAACAUCAGUUUUACCACAAAUGGGCCAUGCUGUCAGACCCUGACGACAUCACGGCGGGUUGCAAAGGUUACGUAAAGUGUGACAUUGCCGUGGUAGCAAAAGGGGACAACAUCAAGACCCCGCACAAAGCCAAUGAGACGGACGAAGACGACAUAGAAGGGAACCUCUUACUUCCAGAAGGUGUUCCCGCUGAGAGGCAGUGGGCGCGAUUCUAUGUAAAGGUCUACCGCGCUGAGGGCCUCCCUAAGAUGAACACCAACCUCAUGGCAAAUGUGAAGAAAGCCUUUAUAGGGGAAAACAGAGACCUGGUUGACCCUUACGUACAAGUGGUCUUCGCCGGACAGAAAGGCAAGACAUCAGUCCAGAAGAGCAGUUACGAGCCCAUCUGGAAUGAGCAGGUGGUCUUCACUGAGAUGUUUCCUCCGCUCUGCAAACGCAUGAAGGUCCAGAUACGAGACUCUGACAAAGUCAACGAUGUCGCCAUCGGAACUCACUUUAUUGACCUGCGAAAGAUCGCCAACGAUGGUGACAAAGGGUUUCUCCCCACUAUGGGUCCAGCUUGGGUCAACAUGUAUGGCUCUACCCGUCAGUACACUCUGAUGGAUGAGCACCAGGACCUCAAUGAGGGGUUGGGGGAAGGCGUGUCCUUCAGGGCCCGCCUCCUCAUCUCUGUCGCCGUGGAGAUCCUGGACACUGGCUCCAGUGAGAUUGUGAGCUCCACCGAGGUGCAGGUGGAACCCGUCUCCCACAUCUCAGAGAGCGCCACAGGGAAAGUAGAGGAAUUCUUCUUGUUUGGUUCCUUCCUGGAAGCCACCAUGAUUGACAGGAAGAUCGGCGAUAAGCCAAUCAGCUUUGAGGUCACAAUAGGUAACUACGGCAACCAUAUAGACGGCGUGAGCAAGACCUCGGCAGCUAAGAAAAAGAGGAAAGAGGGAGGAGGAGAGAGCGAUGAAGAUGAUUCAGAGUUGAUCCAGCAGAACUCCAGUGAGGACGAGGCGGACGAUGAUGCAGACCUUGUGUCUGUGUCCUCCACCCCUCCCAUGAAACCUGUCAUCACAGACAGAAACUACUUCCACCUGCCCUACUUUGAAAAGAAACCAUGUAUCUACAUCAAGAGCUGGUGGCAGGACCAGAGAAGACGACUGUACAACUCCAACAUCAUGGACAAGAUGGCUGACAAACUGGAGGAGGGUCUUAAUGACGUGCAGGAGAUCUUUAAGACAGAGAAGGCCUUUCCAGAGCGUAGACUCAGAGGGGUGCUGGAGGAACUCAGCACUAGCUGCAUUCGUUUUGUCACUUUGGCCAACAAGGAUCAGCACCAAGCAGGCCGAACCAAACUGGACAAAGAGAGACUCAAGUCCUGCAUGAGAGAGAUGGAGAGCAUUGGGCAGCAGGCCAAGCUGAUUCGGUUCCAGGUGAAGAGGAAUACAGUGAGAGACAAACUCAAGAUAGUUCAGAACUUCCUGCACAGGCUUCGUUUCCUUGCUGACGAGCCACAGCACAGUAUUCCAGAUGUGUUUAUAUGGAUGAUGAGUAACAACAAGCGCAUUGCGUAUGCUCGCAUUCCCUCCAAAGACGUCCUCUUCUCCAUCGUUGAUGAGGAGACUGGCAAGGACUGUGGCAAAGUCAAAGCUGUCUUCCUUAGGCUGCCUGGUAAGAAGGGAUUUGGUCCCGCGGGAUGGACAGUGCAGGCAAAGAUGGAGAUGUACCUUUGGCUAGGACUCAACAAACAAAAGAAGGACUUCCUGUCUGGCCUGCCCAAUGGCUUUGAAGAGAUCAAAGCUCCCAGGACUGCCUCCUGUCUGCAGUCUUUACCCCCCAUCAGUCUAGUCUAUAACAUGAAGCAGGUGUUCCAGUUGAGGGCUCACAUGUACCAGGCCAGAAGUCUGUUUGCUGCAGACAGCAGCGGCCUGUCUGACCCAUUCGCCAGGGUCUUCUUCUCCACUCAUAGUCAGGUCACGGAGGUCCUGAGUGAGACUCUGUGCCCUACCUGGGACCAGCUGUUGGUGUUUGAUGAUGUUGAGCUCUUUGGGGAAGCUGGCGAGCUACGAGAUGACCCACCUAUGAUUGUGGUGGAGGUCUACGACCAGGAUACUGUGGGCAAGGCGGAGUUCAUAGGUCGGACAUUUGCUAAGCCCAUCACCAAGAUGUGCGACGAGCACUACGGCCCGCCGAGGUUCCCACCGCAGCUAGAGUACUACCAGAUCUACCGCGGCAACUCUACUGCCGGAGACCUUCUGGCUGCGUUCGAGUUGCUGCAGAUUCCCUAUGAUGAUGAGGAGAUCAGGAGGGCUCUGAUUGCUGUCCAUAACUUUGCUGUUCCUCAGAUUAAGAUUGGACAAGGAGGGAGGGCAGAGCUUCCUUCCCUCGAUGGUCAUACUGAUUCUGACCGUGGGCCCAUUCUACCUGUUCCCAUGGGAAUUAGGCCCAUCCUCAGCCGCUACCGAAUAGAGGUUCUGUUCUGGGGCCUGCGGGACCUGAAGAGGGUGAAUUUGGCCCAGGUGGACCGACCCAGAGUGGACAUAGAAUGUGCAGGUAAAGGUGUCCAAUCUGCACUCAUCCAGAGCUACAAGAAGAACCCUAAUUUCAGCACCCUGGUCAAGUGGUUCGAGGUGGAUCUGCCGGAAAACGAGCUGCUUCACCCUCCUCUGAACAUCCGGGUGGUGGACUGCAGGGCUUUUGGCCGCUACACCCUGGUGGGGUCCCAUGCUGUGACCAGCCUGCGACGCUUUAUUUACAGCCCCCCAGAUAAGAUGCAACAGAACUGGGCCAGCUCAGCUAGACUGAUGAAUGGCUACAUGGUCCUGACCAAUGGGGGGUGCCAAUCUCGCCUCUCCUCCCCUUACCCCCGCACCCUGUCCCGCACCUCUUGCCCUGCAGGUGAUGUCAUAGUCAACAUGGACGCUGACCCUGUGGCCCGGAAGAUGGACACGGUGGUCAAGUUAGACGCUACGUCAGAUGCAGUUGUUAAAGUUGAUCUGAACGAGGAGGAGAAAGAAGAAAAGAAAAAAAAGAAGAAGAAAAAGAAGGGCGAGUUGGAGGAAGAAGACGAGACGGAUGAGAGCAUGUUCGACUGGUGGUCCAAAUAUUUUGCUUCCAUAGAGACAUUGAUGGAGAUCCUAAGGGCUCAGGAGGCAGCUCAGGCCGAGGCUGAGGAGAGGGAGGACCAGGAGAUCGCUGCAGAGGCAGCAGAUAUCAAAGCUGACGACCUUCUUGUGAAAGGCUCCAAAGGGAAGGAGAAGAGCCGGGACAAGAGCAAGAAGAAGAAGAAUAACAAUGCAGGAGAGGGGACUGAUAAACGGCUCAGCAAACCCAAAGUGGAUGAGCUGCUGGUAUACAAUAAGGAGCUGGAGGCAGAGUUCGAUAACUUUGAGGACUGGCUCCAUACCUUCAACCUGUACCGAGGAAAGGCAGGAGACGACGAUGAAGCAGCCCUGGAUGAUGACAGGAUCGUGGGCAGGUUCAAGGGCUCCAUGUGCAUGUACAAGCUGCCUCUGUCUGAGGAGAUCACCCGGGAGGCGGGCUUUGACCCAAACUUGGGCAUGUUCCAGAGCAUUCCACACAAUGACCCCAUCAAUGUGCUAGUACGAGUGUACAUUGUCAGGGCCACAGACCUCCAUCCUGCUGAUAUCAAUGGGAAAGCUGACCCUUACAUUGUCAUCAAACUGGGCAAGUCAGAGCUGAAGGACAAAGAAAACUACAUCUCCAAGCAGCUCAACCCUGUCUUUGGCAAGGCAUUUGACAUCCAAGCUACAUUCCCCAUGGAGUCAAUGUUGACAGUGUCGGUGUAUGACUGGGAUCUGGUGGGCACUGACGACCUCAUCGGGGAAACCAAGGUCGAUUUGGAGAACCGCUACUACAGCAAACACAGAGCUACCUGCGGCAUCGCUAGCAAUUACUCUGUUCAUGGUUACAAUGUGUGGCGUGACCCUCUGAAGCCAAGCCAGAUACUGGCAAAGCUGUGUAAGGAGGCCAAGUUGGACGGACCCCUAUAUGGCCCGGGGGGCAGGGUCAAGGUCGCCAACUGCAUCUUCACAGGCCCCACAGAGAUUGAAGAUGAAAAUGGUAUGAAGAGGCAAACAGAUGAACACCUGGCCCUGACGGUGUUGAAGCACUGGGAGGAGAUUCCCAGAGUCGGCUGUAAACUCAUCCCUGAACAUGUGGAGACCAGACCCCUGCUUCACCCUGAGAAACCCGGCAUAGAACAGGGGCGGGUUGAGAUGUGGGUAGACAUGUUCCCCAUGGACAUGCCAGCACCUGGACCUGCCAUUGACAUAUCACCACGGAAACCAAAGAGAUAUGAGCUAAGGGUGGUUAUAUGGAAUACAGAUGAAGUAAUACUGGAAGACGAUGAUUACUUCACUGGGGAAAAGUCCAGUGACAUAUUUGUCAGGGGCUGGCUGAAGGGGCAGCAGGAGGACAAGCAGGACACCGACGUCCACUACCACUCUCUGACAGGCGAGGGGAAUUUCAAUUGGCGCUUUGUGUUCCCCUUUGACUAUCUGAUGGCUGAGGAGAAGAUUGUCAUCUCCAAGAAGGAGUCCAUGUUUUCCUGGGAUGAAACUGAGUACAAAAUCCCUGCACGCCUCACUCUGCAGGUCUGGGAUGCGGACCACUUCUCCGCUGAUGACUUCCUAGGUGCGAUAGAGCUAGACCUGAACAGGUUUCCCCGUGGUGCAAAAACAGCCAAGCAGUGUUCCAUAGGAAUGGUGCAGAACGAGGCUGAUCUGCCAUGCAUUUCCAUCUUCAAACAGAAGCGGGUCAAAGGGUGGUGGCCAUUUGUGGCCCGCGACGAGAAUGACGAGAUGGAACUCACGGGUAAAGUGGAGGCGGAGCUUCAUCUCAUGUCAGCAGAGGAGGCGGAGAAAAGUCCUGUCGGUCUGGGACGCAAUGAGCCUGAUCCACUGGAGAAACCAAAUCGGCCAGACACCACCUUCCUGUGGUUCCUGAGCCCUCUGAAGGCUGUCCGCUACCUGGUGUGUAACCGCUACAAAUGGCUCAUCAUCAAGAUCAUUGUGGCCCUGCUGCUGCUCAUGAUGCUCGGCCUCUUCCUCUACAGCAUGCCGGGCUACCUGGUCAAGAAGCUGCUGGGGGCCUGAGGGGGCUGGCUUGGGGAUGCAGGGACGAGUAGCUGGCUUGGAGAUGGCCAUGCAGGGGGAUUGUAAAUCGUAGAAUAGGUGAGGGAAAAGUAGAUAAAUGGGAAGAGACAGACCCCCCGUCCCCCCAGUCCACUCUUUCAGCAUCCCAGCCUUGACACGGCCUCACCGCCACUCAAUCACUUUCCGUCUCUUGGACUAAAAGUUGAAAAAACUAAGAACUUCCAUCUACCUUUUUGCUUUACAUCAGCACAGGAGUCUUAACUAAAUGUUCCACUUCAGGAUGUUAACCCAUCUUAACUAACCUCAUCCCCACUCUGACCACUGACUACCAAUCAAACUAGAAAAUCCUGAUCUGAUCAUCUUUGAUGUUGCAUUACAUGUUUAUCUAUUGAUUUAUUUGUUUAUUUAUGAGUUAAAUUAUUUGAAAGGACAUGUUUGCUGGUAAGUCAAUUGGUACUUUUCUUGCAUGGACUUAAAUUCCAAAUAUUUUCUGUUUGGAAAUGGGUAUUACUGUAUAGGGUUGGUGUGAAAGGUUGGACAUGACGAAAUCAAAUGUUUGUUAACAAGUAUGCAAAAAAAAUUAUAAUGAUAUUGAAAAAUAGAUGUCUAUUUUCCUAGGGAUGAAGAAUACAAUCAUAACUUUUGAAUAUAGAUUGGUUAGUGAGGUAAGCUUAAUUUAGUAACACAAGUGUCUCGAAACUCUUGAUUAUAUUGAACAAAGUUGAACUCUUUCAUCACAUCCUUCAGUGACCUGGAAUGCUCUUAUUGGUUGUUACUGUUUUCCAGAAAAUGUACAGUAGGCUUAGAGACAAAAAGCAUGCAACUGUAUUUUAACUUCUCACAGUGAUUCAGUUUAUAUGGUCAUCAGAUGUGGCAUGACUUCUUUCCUACUGUAGCUUGAUUGUCAGUUACUAAGUGAUUUUGCAACUACAGGCACAUUUGGCCAACACAAACACUUUUUUAUCUGGAACCAUAAACAGGUAUUGGCUGUGACCAUUCUAUUUAAUAAUACUGUACAGUGAAUUCCCUUCCAUUUCCCACAAUAUACAUUCAGCAGCUGUCAUUAACACCACAUCAUAAAACAUGCAAUAAAUAAAAUAUUGCAUGUUUUAUAAUGUGCAAUAAACAUGCAAUAAAUAAAAUAUGCAAUUACUUAUUGAAUAAUAUGUUUAAUUGUCGUACUUGCGACGUGUUUAUCUUAUUGAGAAGAAAAGAAGAAAGGAAGGGUUAUUUUGUCUUAUUUUUUGUUUAAUACGUGUAGAUUGUGAUCAUAAUAAUGUGUAGCAGUAAUCACACUGGACGGGUAAAAUGCAUUGUAAGUUCAAAAUAACUGGGUAGACAUGUAUAGUUAAACUAUAUUGAUUGCUGUAAAGAUUUUUAUGAGCAGCAGUAUUGAGCAGGGGAAGAAAAACAUUUUGUAUUCCAAGGGUUUACAAAAACAAUUAUUCUUGGUAGUGCAGUACUGGUAAUUAUAAUUAGCAUUUUCUUUGUAUUGAACUGCCAGGCAUACGUUUUAUGUAAAAUGUGUUGAAUUCCAAUGAAAUCACAAUUAGAGUUAUUCUUUAUAAAAGUUGUGGUUAUGAAACAUAAAUCAAAUAUUCUGUCAUGCUGAGAAAGGAGGCUGGAGGUCAAAUGCAGGAGCUUCUACCAAAACUGAAACAAAACAGUAACUCUGUAAAUGGGAUGUAGCCUGGACUCCGCUUAGCAUAACUCAGUAAACAAAACUAAACAAUAGAGGGCAAAGCUAAACAAAAGUAAGGUCCAGAGAACUGCAGCUCUGAGGCAGCAUGACUGCACAAAUAACAAGGGACAUGGGGGAACAGUGUCCCCCAUGUCCCUUGGGAACCAGGUGGGAACUAGGUGUGAAAUGAUGGCGCCAGACAGCCCGGGGUAUGUUCAACAAGGGUGUGCUGUUGAGGAACGAUAUUAACUAGAAGGCAUGCGAUGUUGACCGGUACAGAGCAGGUGGAGAAGGGGGGAACCUGGACAUAUUCUUUAUUUUUUACUUAAUUAAAAGGACCAUUGUGAAGGUUGAGAUUACAUUUCAAACACUUGUUCCCCAUUGUCACUACAAAGAUCUUAUGUGAAGUUUAUUUGAAAAAACAAUGUAUAAUUUUUUUCAAUGAUGAUAAAGAUGCAAUAAUUUUAGAUUAUGUAUUUUGUUUAAAAAAUAACAAAUAGCUUAUGCACAUCACAUAUUUAUGUAAUUCUAUAAAACUUCACUAUUUUCCUGAAUCUGAAUCUGGGUGUGAGACUGGGUAAAAACACAACAAAAACAUUUAACAUUUAGUCAUACAGAAUCUACAAUCCUGUUUCCAAAAAAGUUGGGA